Molecule: messenger RNA, 5645 nt
Organism: Ceratosolen solmsi marchali
Lineage: Eukaryota; Metazoa; Arthropoda; Insecta; Hymenoptera; Agaonidae
Product: ankyrin-3
Exons: 34
Coding region: 67-5559 (1830 amino acids)
Biological process (GO): signal transduction
Molecular function (GO): protein binding
Source: RefSeq, a predicted model, not a curated record
AUAAAAGAGAGGGACAACGGGAAAAAACGGACGAAACGAUUGGGGGUGGGCGAGGACGAAGGAGCGAUGACGGGAGAGGAGAGAAAGGGCGGAGGCGGAGGCGGAGGCGGAGGCGGUGAUGGCGAAGGUGGGGAAAGGACGACGACCAGGAGCAACCUAACCUCCACUGAUAAUGCGAAUAAUGUUGCGAAUAUGAACGGCUCCGAGGCAAACUACGGCGUUAAUCAGCAGAACGGGGGACUGGAGAAGGCGCCGGUCGUCGCCGGGACCAACGUCGAGACGCUGCCACGGCCUGAGAAGCAGGGUGACUUGAGCACAUUUUUCUUACGGGCCGCAAGAGCCGGACAUCUCCAAAGAGUACUCGAGUACCUCGAUAUGGGGGUCGAUAUCAACGCCUCGAACGCGAAUGGACUAAAUGCCUUACACUUGGCGGCGAAAGAUGGUCACUUGGAAAUUGUAAAAGAACUACUCACGCGUGGAGCAAUCGUCGAUGCCGCGACAAAAAAGGGAAAUACCGCACUACACAUCGCCUCUCUUGCUGGCCAAGAGGAAGUUGUGCAGCUAUUGGUUCAAAGCGGUGCAUCAGUUAAUGCACAAUCUCAAAACGGGUUUACAACAUUAUAUAUGGCGGCGCAGGAGAACCAUGACUCUGUCGUUAAAUUUCUUCUUAACAAAGGAGCUAAUCAAUCACUCGCCACUGAGGAUGGUUUUACUCCGUUAGCUGUAGCAAUGCAACAAGGACAUGAUAAAGUAGUCGCUGUUCUUCUUGAGAAUUGUACGAGAGGGAAAAUUAAAUUACCCGCUUUGCACAUAGCCGCAAAAAAAGAUGAUUGUAAGGCAGCAACCCUACUUCUGCAGAGCGAUCACAACGUGGACGUGGUGUCAAAAAGUGGUUUUACGCCUCUUCACAUUGCCGCGCAUUACGGCAACGAAAGAAUUGCUUCGAUACUUUGCGAUAAGGGAGCAGAUGUUAAUUUUGUAGCUAGGCACAAUAUUACUCCAAUGCACGUAGCAGCUAAAUGGGGAAAAAUAAAAAUGGUAAAUUUCCUUAUAAGUAAAGGAGCACAAAUAGCAGUAAGAACUAGGGACGGGCUUACUCCUCUUCAUUGUGCGGCUCGUUCCGGACAUCACGAAGUAGUCGAUAUUCUUGUUGAGAAAGGAGCCCCAAUUGGUUCCAAAUCGAAAAGUGGCUUGGCACCGUUGCACAUGUCAGUACAGGGCGAUCACGUCGACGCAACGAGAAUCUUACUUUAUCAUCGAGCUCCGGUUGACGAAGUCACGGUGGAUUACCUCACGCCAUUGCACGUAGCUGCGCACUGCGGUCACGUUCGCGUGGCCAAAUUACUCUUAGAUAGAAAUGCGGAUAAGAAUGCAAGAGCUUUGAACGGAUUUACGCCUCUUCACAUCGCUUGUAAAAAGAAUAGAUUUAGAAUCGUCGAAUUAUUAUUAAAAUAUAAGGCCAGCAUCGAAGCAACCACGGAGUCUGGCUUGACGCCUUUGCACGUUGCGAGUUUCAUGGGCGGCAUGAAUAUCGUCAUAUACCUGUUGCAACACGAUGCUAAUCCCGACAUACCGACAGUACGAGGUGAAACACCUUUGCAUUUAGCUGCUAGAGCGAAUCAGACUGACAUUAUUAGGAUACUCUUGAGGAAUGGAGCUCAAGUCGAUGCUCAUGCCAGGGAAGAGCAAACGCCGCUUCAUAUUGCAUCGCGUUUGGGUAACGUCGACAUUGUCAUGCUCUUACUCCAACACGGCGCUACCGUUGAUGCAACCACAAACGAUUCGUACACAUCUCUUCAUAUAGCCGCGAAGGAAGGUCAAGAAGAGGUGGCGUCGGUAUUAUUAGAAAAUGGCGCUUCGCUUACCGCACCCACCAAGAAAGGGUUCACACCUUUGCACUUAGCUGCUAAAUACGGUAAUAUGAAUGUAGCUCGACUUUUGCUGCAGAAGAACGCUCCAAUUGACGCCGAAGGAAAGAACGGCGUGACUCCACUUCAUAUGGCCGCCUAUUACGAUCAUCAAAACGUGGCGCUACUUCUCCUCGAUAAAGGUGCCUCACCGCACGGUAUGGCCAAAAACGGCAAUACUCCUCUCCACAUCGCUGCUUGGAAGAACCAGAUGGACAUUGCCACCACGCUCUUGGAGUACGGUGCAAAAACUAAUGUCGAAUCUAAAGGUGGCUUCGUGCCCAUUCACCUGAGUGCCCUUGAGGGUCACACUGAUAUGACGACCUUACUAAUCGAGCACAAAGGCGAUUUGAAUCACAAGGCAAAGAAUGGAAUUACGCCAAUUCACUUCUGUGCCCAAGAGGAUCACGUCAACGUUGCCUCUAUUCUCGUUAAAAAUGGCUCUCUCAUCGAUGAAAAAACUAAUAGCAUAGCGGCUCAUUUUGGUCAAGCCGCGAUGGUCCGAUUCCUAUUGAGCUCCGGUGCCUCCGUCGACAGUAGAACCAAUGUGGGCUACACGCCUCUGCAUCAGGCAGCUCAACAAGGCCACACACAAGUUAUAAAUCUGUUGCUGGAGAACAAGGCCCAGCCGAACGUCGUCAGCCACAACGGCUAUACGGCACUAGACAUCGGACAAAAACUCGGCUACAUAAGUGUUGUCGAAACGUUAAAAGUCGUAACGGAGACUGUCAUCACAACAACCCACACAAUCAACAUCGAGGAGAAAUACAAAGUUCAAGUACCAGAGUAUAUGCAAGAGGCAUUUAUGAGCGACAGCGAGGAAGAGGGCGGUGGUGAUGAGUUCAGCGUGGCAACCAUGAAUGUGUACGGGAAACCGCCUCACGCGCAACACGUGUACCUCCCUUCCUACUACCAGGGCCAAAUGACCUACACUCGCGAAGAUCCAAUGCUCAAUGAUCUACAGCAGUAUCAAUAUAUGACGGGCGACGACAUGAAAUCCAUGGGCGAUGAUUCGAUGAGAGUCAACGUAACCGACGAUGAAAGAGAUAAUCGACACUCCGGAGCACCUACUAUAACCGAAAUGAUAACCAAAGAAAGCUAUAAUCGACAAAAUGCAACGAAACCAGACAACAUUGAUAUCAACAGACAUCCAGUUCACGUUGGAAUCCCAUCAUGGAGAAACUUCCUGGUAUCGUUUUUGGUGGACGCGAGAGGUGGGGCGAUGCGGGGCUGCCGCCAUAGUGGCGUAAGGGUCAUAGUACCACCCAGGAAGGCGACGAUGCCCAUGAGAGUAACCUGCAGAUAUCUCAAGAGGGACAAGCUAACGAAUCCGCCGCCACUUAUGGAAGGUGAGGCCUUGGCCAGUCGGAUUCUCGAGCUCGGGCCUGUGGACGCGAAGUUUUUGGGACCUGUAAUUAUCGAGGUGCCACACUUUGCCUCACUACGAGGUAAAGAAAGAGAAAUCGUUAUAUUGCGAUCGGAUAAUGGAGAAACCUGGCGUGAACAUACUCUGGAAGCUAGCGAAGAGGCGGUCCAGGAUGUUCUUAACGAGAGCUUUGAAGGAGAGGAAUUAAGCCAGCUGGAGGAUCUCCAAACUUCACGCAUCGUAAGGAUAUUGACAGUGGACUUCCCGCACUAUUUCGCUGUUGUUUCUCGUAUAAGACAAGAGGUGCAUGCAGUAGGACCAGAAGGUGGAACGGUAUCAUCAUCAGCAGUACCACAAGUUCAAGCUAUCUUCCCAGCAGCAGCUCUUACAAAGAAAAUCAGAGUGGGUUUGCAGGCUCACCCGAUACCGGCUAAAUUGGUAGCUAAGCUCUUGGGUAAUCGGGUCGCCGUGUCGCCUAUCGUAACUGUAGAACCACGAAGACGGAAGUUCCACAAGCCAAUAAUAUUGACGAUACCCGUGCCUCAAGCGGCCAAUAAAGGAAUGAUCAACCAAUAUUCUGGGGACGCACCGACGCUGAGGCUCCUUUGCAGUAUAACUGGGGGUCAGUCUCGGGCGGUUUGGGAGGAUGUGACCGGCUCAACACCCUUGACUUUUGUCAAGGACUGCGUCUCAUUUACAACGACAGUCUCCGCUCGAUUUUGGCUAAUGGAUUGCCGAAAUAUAUCGGAGGCUACGAAAAUGGCAACAGAAUUAUAUACACACGCAACUCAUGUGCCUUUUAUGGCUAAAUUCGUCGUUUUUGCUAAACGAGUCGAUCCCUUAGAAGCGAGAUUGCGCGUAUUUUGUAUGACAGAUGAUAAAGAAGACAAAACAUUAGAGCAUCAAGAACACUUUACCGAAGUUGCCAAGAGCCGUGAUGUCGAGGUUCUUGAGGGAAAAACACAAUACAUGGAAUUUGGUGGUAAUCUUAUACCGGUACUGAAAAGUGGCGAACAAUUGCAAUUACCGUUUAGAGCGUUUAAAGAAAAUAGGGUUCCUUUCACCGUUAGGGUUAAAGAUCCCGAUGCAGCAGAUAUGAUGGGUAGAAUCAUGUUUAUGAAUGAGCCUAGAAUUGCAAAGGGUGAACCACCACAGACUCCAAUUUGUACGUUGAACAUUCUUCUACCCGAGAAAAUCUCACCCGAAAGCAGAAAUUCCGAGCUCGAUUUACUCGAGCUGUCGAAAAAUUACAGUUUCAUCCGCGAUGGAGAAUUAAGCAGGCCCGAGGCUAUUCAUCGUGCUACAAUACGCCUGACGGAUAUCGCUAAUUUGCUCGAAGAAGAUUGGGAAAAACUCGCCCAAGAGUUAAAUAUCUCCUCCAAUGAAAUUAGUCAAAUUAAAGAAGAAUAUCCCGAUAAAACCGCGCAACAAGCAACGGCGAUGUUCAAAGUCUGGCAAAGCAAUGGAAAUAAGGCAACCGGAAACACUUUGGAAAAGGCGCUAAACAAAAUUGGUCGCGAGGAUAUUGUAAAGCAAUGCAUCUUUAACGUCGAGCUAGUGACGGAUGAUAUUGAAAAAGCAGUCGCUCGCGUCAGGUUGGAUCAACCUGGUUUUGACUCCCUAAAAGAAGAAUUGGGUCCAUCGAGAAAUACAUCUCUUAGACGAGACGCAACGAUGGAUCCCAAAAUGGAUCCGGAUUACGAAGAACUUGACAGAAUAAAGCAUUCUGAAUCCACAGAAGACCUGAAUAAUAUCGGUGGUGGUAAAAGGACGACCAAACAGCACGUAACUAUUACGAAUGGCACUGUUUACAACGCUACCUCGACCCCAAUCAAAGAUAAAUAUGCCAGCGAUGAAAAAGAUCUUGGUGAUACGAUGGCCGAUUUUAUCGAGAAUAAAUAUCGUACCACCGAUACAAUGGUGAAAAAAUCUCGCGAUGAAAUUGACGACGAUAACAAAAAGCGCCAGCGGGUCUUGGCAGAUGCUAACAAAAUAGUUUCCGAUAUUACGCAGGAAGCAACCAAACGGGCACAACUCCUAACUGAUCAUGCACGUUCGCUAAAUCAAACAGACAAUGACUUUUUACAACAAAGCGAGCCAACUUUCAUGGAAACAAUUACAACCGAAACCAGUCCUGAAACACAUGAAAGAAUAAUGAGAGUUACGAGAACAAUUACGAGUUCGGUGCCUGUAACGGGUGAGGAUACUGGAGAUAGCGACAAUCUGCACGAGUCAGUGAAAAAGAUUGUCGAUCAAUUCAUGGCGGAGGAGCGAAAGGCCCAAUGAAGAUGUAUCUCCGAAAAUCGCAGCUAAAUGAAUAAGGAACGCUUUAUACAUAGAAUAAAUAAACAAACAAACAAACAAACAAACAA